Molecule: messenger RNA, 1984 nt
Organism: Girardinichthys multiradiatus
Lineage: Eukaryota; Metazoa; Chordata; Actinopteri; Cyprinodontiformes; Goodeidae
Product: transmembrane protein 252-like
Exons: 2
Coding region: 214-717 (167 amino acids)
Source: RefSeq, a predicted model, not a curated record
GACCCUUCCUGCGUUAAUAUACAACCGAGCAGGGAGGAUUAGUGCCGCCACUUCGUCCUGUUACUGACGAGGCAGAGCUGCUCACUGAGACGUGCAUCUAACUAAUGAUGAGACUUUUUGAGCGCAUUCAUUUAUUUGAGAUGUGAAUGCACUGUUUUCAUCAGAGGACAUCUCCAACCUGCAGCGAAGAAGCAACAAGUGACUUUAACUAUCAUGGGUCUGAAGAAGCAGCUGUUGUCCUUCACCUGCAUGUUCUUACCUUCUGUGGGUUUUGUGUUAACAUGCAUUGGAGCCUACCUGUUGUCCCAGCAAACUGGAUAUGGUUUUGAUGAGAAGAUGGUCCCUGCUUACAUAAUGAUUGUCUUAGGCUUCCUGGCCAUGCUCAUGGGGGUGUUCUGGAGCCUCUGCCACACCAUGAGCAGCAAGAUGUACCUCAGGAGAAGAGACGAAAGGCACAUCCAAAUAUUUACAGUUGAAAGGCCGAGCUUCUUUCCUCCCUCAUAUCAAGAGUCCCAGAGUCCCAGCCAAGUCACUUCGGACGGCAUGCAUGAGGAAGCUGUACCAGUUGAUGGAGUUCAUAUGGUUUUGGGUCUUGCACCUCCGCUGUACACACAAAACAGUUCAGAGAGCCCGGACUGCAGGUGGAGCUGGGAGCAACCACCUCAAUACAGUCAGGUGGUGCAUACUGAACACAGACAAAUGGAUGCAUUUGAGUGAAAAAAUUUCUCAUUCCUACACUAAAGGAGAAACUGUUUUUAAUUAACUGAGAAGAAGAGAGUCAGGACUGCUUACCAGGAGGAGGCCCAUAAAAACACUAUGAAUAUAACUUGUUUUGUGACUUUGCUCAACUGCAAAAUGACAUCAGCUGCUGUGUUGUCACCCAGUCUGCACCGUCUAAGUGGCCCCAAUGUUCUGGAAUUUACAGGGUAAAAACCUGAUGCCUUGAAAUUAAAUCUGUGUUGAUGUUACUUGAAUGAUUUUGCUUCAAGACUCCAUUUUAGCUGCUAAACCUUUUGGUUGUGAAACUAAAACCACUAUUCUACACAGACCAUCAAUAAUGGAAAUGGCCAAGAAUUGCAAAAUGAUGUGAUUCUUGGAAUUUUGAAAAUAUUCUGGUCCAAUUUGUGACGCCCUAAGAUUCAGUUGCAAAACAAGUAAAGAUAAAUAAAGAUAAAUAGUGAGAUUUGCACAAAUAUUAUCAAGAAUUCAUUACAGGUUACAAGAAUAUAUUAAAAAUACUGCAUGAACUUUAGUUAUCAGUUAGCAACAAUAUGCCGAAUGUAUCUAACAAUCAGGUACGAUUAAAUUAGAAUUUGCUACUACUCUUAAAAAUUUGUGGUAUUUUCCCAUCAAGAUAUGAUAAAAGCAACAGGGGACUAGCAGGAGUGAUUGUUAGAGGAAUGAUGACUGUUGAUAUUUAAAAGAUAAAAUGUUUUAGGUGAUUGUUUUUGCCAAUAAAAUGUAAAAACCUAAGUGCUUGUUUUGGGAAAUAAAAUGUUAUAAGAAACAAAAUUUUAAAAAAUUAGAUUUUACUUUGUUUUAUUUUUCUUAUUUAUUUUAAAUUUGUUAUUAUUUUCUUUUAUUAUUGUCUUGUUUUUACUUUGUUUAUGAAUUCUUGUCCUUAAUUCUUGUUUUUAUUUUUUUCCAAAGGUAGAAGAGAAAUUUGUACAGUUUCGGGGGAUACAUUGGCCAUGAUUGGUCAAGACAAUGCUUCACACAUCCCUGAUUGAGUUAAGAACACAUGCCUAGAAAUGCUUAAACCUCUUCUUUUAUACUUUAGCCGUUAAGGUUUGAACCACCCUCUUCUCUGCCUACUAUUCUGAUCUUAUAGCUGUGUAAUUUUACAAACUUCUGACAUGAAAAUACAUAUCAAAUAAAGUUGACCUGUAUUUAGAAAAUAAAAUCAACUCCAGCUCAGUCAGGUAUAUUAUCUAACACCCUGGCUGCUUGUCAAUAACAGGAAUAAAACAGUUUUUCUGUUUAA